CUUGAGUUGUCUUACAUCAGCUCAGUGUGCCUGGAUAUGAGGUCUAAGUGACUGUAGAGAGAAAGAAACAGUCUGGAUUUUUACUUUGGUUUCCUUUCUCACUGGCUGGAAUUAACAUCUCACUGGACAAAUGGUUUAAGAGAAGCUUGAUUCAAGCAUGCUUGGACCCCUAAGUAUAGUAGUUGUACCUGAUCACUAUACGGAUCAUGUAAAAGGAUGGCGAUGUUUAUCAUCUUGCAAAAAGGAUCUUACUGUGUGACUUAUUACAUAAAGCUCCAGGAUUGUGUUAAGGAAUGAAGGCCAGGUCUCGAUUUGAGAUGAACCACCUUUGGAAGAUCAUCAUCUUUCCCUUAUCACUUCUUCUGUACCUUUCAGGGAAUGUAAAGACCCAAGUAAAUCCAAGUGUGUGUCGAUCCCCUCUAGGGAUGUCUGGAAGGCAGAUCUUAGACGAAGACAUUGUAGCAUCAAGUCAAUGGUCUGAGUCAACAGCAGCAAAAUAUGGCAGACUGGACUCGGAGGAAGGGGAUGGAGCUUGGUGUCCAGUAAGCACAAGCGAUCCAGAAAACAUGAAUGAAUUCCUGCAGAUUGACCUUCGCUCUCUGCACUUCAUCACCCUAGUGGGUACUCAGGGGCGACACGCGGGGGGCAUCGGGAAUGAGUUUGCCCAAACCUACAAGAUCAAGUACAGUCGCGAUGGUAGUCGCUGGAUCUCCUGGCGCAACCGUCAAGGAAAGGAGGUAAUUGAGGCCAACAGGAAUGCCUAUGAUCUUGUGCUCAAGGACCUGGAGCCACCCGUCAUUGCACGAUUCGUGCGCUUCAUGCCCGUCAUUGACAAUUCCAUGAACGUGUGUAUGCGUGUAGAGCUCUAUGGCUGCGAAUGGCUAGAUGGUCUGGUGUCAUACAAUGCUCCACUCGGUCAGGGGAUGGUCUUCCAGGACCAGGAGGUUUACCUCAAUGACUCGGUGUAUGACGGUGCCAUAAUUCAAAGUAUGACAGAAGGUUUGGGCCAGUUGACGGAUGGUAUGUGUGGUCUGGAUGAUUUCACUCUCAGCCAUGUUUACAAUGUGUGGCCUGGCUAUGACUAUGUGGGCUGGAACAACGAGACAGAAACCAAUGGAUAUGUAGAGAUCACAUUUGAGUUCGACCGAAUACGCAACUUCACCACUAUGAAGGUGCACUGCAACAACAUGUUCUCUCACAGAGUGAAGGUUUUCCAGAAGGUGGUGUGUUAUUUCCGCUCAGACUCGGACUGGGAGUCGAACCCCGUGUCUUUUAGUCCCGUGAUGGAUGACGGGAACCCCAGUGCUCGCUUUGUUACCGUGUCCCUCCAAAACCAUAUGGCUAGUGCCAUCAAGUGUCAAUAUUACUUCUCUGACAUGUGGAUGAUGUUCAGUGAGAUCACCUUUCAGUCAGAUACAGCCAUGUACAACACAAGUUUACCGCCCCCCAGCACCGGCACUCCACCCAACACCUACCCAGGGGACAAACCUGUUCACAAAUUAGAUGACAGCAACACUCGGAUUCUGAUUGGCUGUUUGGUGGCCAUCAUCCUCAUCUUGUUGGCCAUCAUCAUCAUCAUACUCUGGAGACAGGUCUGGCAGAAGGUGCUGGAGAAGGUCUCUCGGAGGAUGCUCGACGACGAGCUAACUGCUAGCCUGUCAAUCCAGAGUGAAGCCUUCAGCUGUAACAACAACCUGACCUCCUCAGUAGUCAGCGAGCAGGAGUCCAGCUCUGCCUACGAGCGCAUCUUCCCACUCGGAGCAGAUUACCAGGAGCCCUCACGCCUCGUCCGCAAGCUGCCCGACAUUUCCCAGGUCUCAGAGGACACUGCAUCCAAGUCCACUCAGUCCACCACUCAAGAAGGUGUUCCCCAUUACGCCGAAGCUGACAUCGUCAAUCUGCAAGGAGUAACGGGAGGAAACACCUACGCCGUGCCAGCUGUGACCAUGGACCUGCUAUCAGGAAAGGACAUCCCUAUAGAAGAAUUUCCCCGAAAACUGCUCACAUUUAAGGAGAAGCUUGGAGAAGGCCAGUUCGGAGAGGUGCAUCUUUGUGAAGCAGAAGACAUGGAGGAGUUCAUGGAUAAAAACUUCUCAUAUGAUGUCAGUGAGAAUCAAACCUUGCUUGUGGCUGUAAAAAUGUUAAGAGCUGACGCAAAUAAAAACGCCAGAAAUGACUUUUUGAAAGAGAUCAAAAUCAUGUGCCGAUUGAAAGAUCCCAACAUCAUCCGGCUGCUGGGGGUGUGCAUGAGUUCAGACCCUUUGUGCAUGAUCACUGAGUACAUGGAGAAUGGGGACCUCAACCAGUUCCUGUCCCGUCAUGAACCCGAGGGCAUGAUCGCCGUUCUGAGCAACGCACCAACAGUCAGUUACAGUAACUUACAGCACAUGGCCGCUCAGAUCGCCUCGGGAAUGAGGUACCUAUCAUCACUGAAUUUUGUACACCGAGACCUCGCUACCCGCAACUGCCUGGUGGGAAAAAACUACACCAUCAAGAUUGCUGACUUUGGUAUGAGCAGGAACCUGUACAGUGGAGAUUACUAUCGCAUCCAGGGUCGAGCUGUGCUGCCCAUCCGCUGGAUGUCCUGGGAGAGCAUCCUUCUGGGUAAAUUUACCACCGCCAGUGAUGUUUGGGCGUUCGGUGUGACUCUGUGGGAGACGCUGACUUUCUGCAAGGAGCAGCCAUACUCCCAGCUCUCAGAUGAGCAGGUCAUCGAAAACACUGGCGAGUUCUUCCGAGACCAAAGGAGACAGAUCUACUUGCCGCAGCCGCCCAUGUGCCCCGACCCUAUCUACAAGCUCAUGUUGAGUUGCUGGCAAAGGAACGCCAAAGAAAGACCAUCUUUUCAGGAGAUCCUUCGAAUACUGCUGGAAAAUACACCUUAAUGUCUGCUCCUGUGCCAGAGACGCUUUAGAGUGGCAGCAGGAUAUAAACAAACCGUGCACACACACACACACACACACACACAUUGCGCACACACACACACACACACACACACACACAUAUUUUAGAAAGCCACCCAAUUAAGUAAAGCCAACAGGGAUUUUAUAUAAAUUGUCAUAGUAAAUCCACCUAGGAGUGGCACAAGGUAAAGAAUUAUGAAGCUAAAAUGUAGCAGUGAGUUCAGGCACUUUUGAUAAAGAAAAAUUAUUUCAUAUUUGUAAAGAUUUUUUUUUUUUUUUUUUUUUGGUUUUGGUAUUUUUUGUACUCAAGAAAAGUUCAAACCCAUAUAGUCGUCAAAUUAAAAUGUAAAAGGAAUUUAGGGUCAUUAAAAAUGUUAAGUAGAAAUUUAUUGACACAAGAACGUUUCAUAUUUUGUCCUGUAUUUUAAAUCAGCAGACAGCUUGAAUGUAAAUAGAAAUUUCAGUUUCUUACUUAAAUGAAUUAGAUUUUUAAUUUGUUUAAUUUGUUUUUAAAGUGUCACAUUAAUGUCCAGGCAUCAACAUAUUAUUGUAUUGAUUACACAUAACACUUUAAGAGGCUUUUUAUAAACUUAAUAACCACUUUUAUAGAAGUGGCUAAAACCCAAGCAUGCAUGGACUUCUUAUUUAAAAAAAAAAAAAAAAAACAGUGUUAAUAAUUUUGUUAUACCUUUUUAGAUUUGGAAAUGUUUUUCUAAUAAGUGUCUUUGCUGAACAUUUAAAGCAAAUUAUUGUGUUUAUAUCUGUAUGUAUUACGCUAUGGUUUUUUAUAUUGUUUCACAUUUUGUAUGACAAUUAUUGCUUCAAUGUAUAAAAGUAAACAUAGUUAUUAUUAUUAAUAUUAUUAUUAUUAUUUUUAUUUGUAGUAUAAUUUCACCACGUAUCAAUCCUUUUCAUUUUCUAUUGUUUAUAUUUUGUGUCCUGAUAAAUAUGCAAAUUAUUCUUAGCAAACAAUACCAAAUUAAUGUUAUAUAAGAAAAAUAUGAGCUAUGUUUUGCUUGUAUGUUAAAUUGAACCUAUUAUAUACUGUAAGAGCUUGUAAAUAGCUGAAGUUAUAAAAAGGAUGUUUGGGUUAAAAACUGGAUUCGUAAUGUGGAGUUGGACAAUGACGACUUUGAUGGAGUAUGGCUAUGGGAUACGGGAUGUGAUUUGGGAUGCCAAAAGCGCUGCACAUGCAAAGAUCAGUUUGUAUAAUGUAUUAAUCAGUGAUGUUGCCUAUCAUCUAGAUUCAGAUGUAAUUAAUAUAAAGGUUAAUAUAAAAGGUAUUGGUUUUGUUUAGUGUUCUAUGUAUGACAUGGGUUGUGUUGUAGGUUGGUUUUUGAUGGCCUUCGAUCUGGUCAGUUAGAUUUUUGGGGAAUUGUCAGUGAAAGGUUUGCUGUAGAGAUUCACACAUAAAAGGAAUCAGUUUUCUUGCCUUAUAAAAUGACUUCCUGAUGUUAUUUAACUGCCACAGCUAGUGUCUUGACUCUCAGUGUCCAUGUGUGUCUAAUGUUAUGACUAAUUAUUACUUUAUGUUGUUAUUAUAUCAAAAAUAUUUUCUCCAGCUCCUGCUUUCUUCAAGUGAAACAAAAUAAAAUGAACACAGCAUAUGAUAA
Messenger RNA from Tachysurus fulvidraco (yellow catfish), 4516 nucleotides. RefSeq names its product discoidin domain receptor tyrosine kinase 2a (gene ddr2a). Gene Ontology annotation, biological process: cell surface receptor protein tyrosine kinase signaling pathway; positive regulation of kinase activity; protein phosphorylation. Gene Ontology annotation, cellular component: membrane; signaling receptor complex. The coding region runs from base 294 to 2885 and encodes 863 amino acids. The transcript is spliced from 18 exons. The record is from RefSeq and is a predicted model, not a curated record. Gene Ontology annotation, molecular function: collagen binding; ATP binding; protein tyrosine kinase collagen receptor activity. NCBI's taxonomy places the organism in Eukaryota, Metazoa, Chordata, Actinopteri, Siluriformes, Bagridae.